AUGGAGGAACAAGUAGCUCAAUUUCUUCAUAUAAUUGAGCAUAAUAUUAAGAAUCAAAGUGCCGCAUUUUUCUUUCAUCGAUCUGGGACGACGGUUAGCAAACACUUUCACAAUGUGUUGGAUGCUAUUUUAAGUCUAGAAUCAGAAUUUUUAACUCAGCCAUCAGGAGACGAGGUUCAUCCAUAUGUCUUAAACAACAAUCGGUUUUAUCCUUACUUUAAGGAUUGCUUAGGGGCCAUAGAUGGAACUCAUGUUCGUGUAAGGGUGCCGAGAACAGAUGCUCCAAGAUUUCGUGGAAGAAAAGAUUGGCCAACUCAAAAUGUGUUUGUCGCAUGUGACUUUGAAAUGAAAUUCACAUACGUUCUAGCUGGGUGGGAAGGAACAGCAUCUGAUUCUAGAAUCUUAAAAAAUGAUCUUGAUCGAGAUGAUCCGUUGGUCAUCCCCCAAGGAAAGUACUAUCUUGGCGACGCUGGAUUUAUGCUUAAAAGUACGGUUAUGACACCAUAUAGAGGCGUUCGAUAUCACCUUAAAGAAUUUACACGCAGAGGACCACAAAAUGCACGCGAGCUCUUUAACCAUAGACAUUCAUCAUUGAGAAAUGUUAUAGAAAGGACAUUCGGUGUGUUGAAGAAACGGUUUCCUAUCAUUCCAAGUGGCACUGAACCACAUUAUGGAUUGGAGACAAUGACAGACAUUAUUUUAUGUUGUUGUAUUCUACACAACUUUAUUCGUGGAGUUGAUAACGAUGACCCAUUGAUUAAUGAGGUUGAUAAUGAGUUGAAUGAAAGGGAAGAACAUAAUGUGUCGUCUUCUCAAGUUCGAGAAGAUGAUUAUAGGCUUGGUAGUACUAUUAGGGAUGCCAUAGCUGAUGAAAUGUGGCAAGAUUAUCAAAACUCAUAG
Vigna angularis (adzuki bean) is the source of this 900-nucleotide messenger RNA. Its product is annotated as protein ANTAGONIST OF LIKE HETEROCHROMATIN PROTEIN 1-like. The transcript is spliced from 3 exons. Lineage: Eukaryota; Viridiplantae; Streptophyta; Magnoliopsida; Fabales; Fabaceae. The coding region runs from base 1 to 900 and encodes 299 amino acids. The record is from RefSeq and is a predicted model, not a curated record.